AUGGCUCCCAUCCCGACUUCGCCUGCAGCACCUCAGUCUACCAGCCAUGGCUCCUCAAGCUUCCCCACUGUUUUCACGGACAAUAAGAGGCUUUUGAUCUAUGCCGCAUUCGUCCUCGUCGCCAUCCUCCUCUUCCUGGCCGCUGGAGUAUACCUCCUGCACCUCCUCCGCCGACGUCGCCAACAGUCUGGGACCACGAAGGAGGAUGAAGAUCAACAGCUUCGCAAUGCUUCCGCUGCGGAGGCUCACCGUCAGCCUUUGGCUCGCGGGUGCUCUUCGAGCACUACUCUGAACGGAGGUACCCAUACGGGCAAUGCCGAGAAAGUCGAAGGGCAAGCACCUGGUCAAAUCAUAGGUAAUUUGAGGACCCAGAGAUGCAACGAGUCCGAGUCGACCACACAACCAUCCGUUCCGGUCACCGACCCUCCCAAGGUACUUGCGUCGGAGAGCGGGUUCAGCGACAAUCCAAGCGAGUUGCUUGCUCUACCGUCCGCAAAUGAAGAUUUCCCUCACGAUAAGCUCGUCGCACCGGGCAUGCCUGUUCUGGACACCAAACUGACGAACGUCGACACUGCCAACGCGGUUCAGUCCGCGGAGCCAUUCCGCCCGCCAGUAACCAGGACAGGCCCCAAGCACGAGAACCACGAGAACAUCGCAAGCCCAGGGAAGCACAAGAAGGCGUCUUGUAAAGGCCCGAAGGUCGACCGUGGAGAGGCCCUGCUCAAGCGCCUCGACGCCAUCAUCGCCCAGGAGCCUACCUUCCUCGUCCCCGACGAGUCCAUGCCGUUCCCGCUCGUCACCGUGGACGUGACGCGCCGAGGGAGGGUGAUGAACAUGCUCGACGACAUCAUCGCGCAAGAGCCCCCGCCGCUCAGCCCAGCCUCUGACACGUCCGACUCAGACGCCUCGAGUGUGGAGAGCCCGUUCCCGGUUACGCCGCCGACCCUCGCUGUGGACCAAGGCCUCCAAGUACUGCCGCCACUCGACGUCGUCCUGCUUCUUCGUCUGCCUUCUCCAUCGCCCGAGCACCGCGUGGUCCUGCUGCCCGAAUCCUCGCCGCCACUAAUGCAAGAGUACUUCAUCUGGCCCGUCAAGAAGACCUGGUCCAAGAUCACCGGACACGGAGUUUCACCUGUGCAGUCGCCGCCCGCCAUUGUCCUCGAGGACACCGCCUUGGGCGAGCUCCCGCUCCAGAUCCCGGACGGCGGCUCGCUCCUCCGAUACGAGACAUCGCCAGAGAUGGACUACCUCCAGCCACCGCCUCCGUCAUGGAACGCGCCGAGGGAGGAGGACGCCAAGCCAGUCUGCGUACCCAGGAGGAUCGUGAGGCCCGUGAGGCCGAUGUAUGUUCGCGGGCCCACGCCCUUCCUCAAGCCGAGGCGCUCACAACUUCGUGGACCACCCGUCAGACCAACUGGCGUGCAGGUGUCGUCCCUCGGUCCCGGAGCUGGUCUAGGCCUCUCGAUUCCUCGAGAGCACCCAGGAUCUGCCAGUGUGCCGUCAGUGUCACUAUCCAACGCGGGGGUCCCUCCGCGAAUGAUCGCUGCGGCAAGACCGGCUGACAAGGCCGCGUCACUAUACUCCUACGUCUAG
Rhodofomes roseus is the source of this 1593-nucleotide messenger RNA. RefSeq lists its product as uncharacterized. The transcript has 3 exons. NCBI's taxonomy places the organism in Eukaryota, Fungi, Basidiomycota, Agaricomycetes, Polyporales, Fomitopsidaceae. The record is from RefSeq and is a predicted model, not a curated record. Bases 1 to 1593 code for a protein of 530 amino acids.